AUGUCACUCGCAACCGACGUUAAUCAACGAGCCUUAAUACAACGACGUGCGACGAUAAAAUCGCAAUGCACGAGGGUUCAGACGUUCUUAGACGGUGACGACUGUCGAAGCACAUCCGUGAUUGAGUUGCGUACUCGAUUACAGAAAUUCAAUAGCACAUGGGACGAGUUCAACGAAGUACAAGCCAAAAUCGAGGCUGCCGAAGAUGCAGAACAGGUUAGUGAGAAUCAAUUGGAGGAAAGGACAGCCUUCGAAAAUAGGUAUUUCACAAUAUCAGCUGCCUUAGAAUCGUUAAUAGAGGAGAAAGAAAGGCUAGUGGCAACUCGCUCACCGCAUACGCAGGAUCGCCAGGUAAGAGAAGCGACCCCAUUUACCAUUGGAGGAUCCUCGGUAAGCGAUCACCUAAAAUUACCUCGCGUGGAUUUACCAACAUUCUCUGGAGAAUAUGAGGAAUGGCAUUUAUUUAGUAAUAUGUUUAUUAGCAUGAUAGAGCAGAAUGCCGUGUUGCCUGACGUGCAGAAAAUGCAGUAUUUGAUGUCGUCACUUAAAGGAGAAGCGCACGAUGUAGUGAGUUCUUUAGAGGCAUCGGCGGAGAAUUACAGAGAAGCAUGGACAAUGUUGAUGGAGAGAUACGACGAUCCAGGAUUGAUUAUCGGGAGACAUGUGAAAGCACUGUUUGAGUUACCUGCCAUGAUCAAGGAUAAUCACGUAAUUUUACGAAAAUUAUUAGACACUGUACUAAAGCAUAUCCGCGCUCUCAAAGCUCUCAAAAGACCUACAAAUAAUUGGGACGACUUAAUGAUACAUUUGGUGACCAGCAGAUUGGAUCAAUCGACAUAUCGGGAAUGGGAAACUACGGUAGUACGAGAGAAUCAUGCUAUAUACAAGUGCAAGGAGUUUUUGGCACUAAACAUAGAUCAAAGAGUGAAGGAAGCAAGGACACGUAAAUUAUGUUUAAAUUGCUUGAAAUGCGCGUCACAUCAAGCCAAGGAGUGUCUAGCAGGAACAUGUCGUAAGUGCAGUAAGCGUCAUAAUACACUACUGCAUUUUGAGCAAGCUUCAAAAAAUAAUUCGGAUUCUGAGCCUAAAACGGAGAAAUCUGAGAAUAAAGAGAGCACGAGUCCCGCAACGGUAAAUCACGCAGCCAUAAAUCAAGGACAAGUUUUAUUGGCAACUGCACUGGUAAAUGUGCCAAAUACCAAAGGAGAAACGAAAUCAAUUCGUGCACUUCUUGACAGCGGAUCUCAAUCUUGCUUCAUCACGGAAGAUUGUUGCACGGAACUUGGAGUCAAACGUCAAUCCACUAACAUGCCGAUUUGUGAAUUGGGAGGACAAGCCGUAUCAACCAGAAGUCUAGUGAAGAUUAUCAUACAAUCCAGAACCACGGGUUAUAGGAAGCAGUUAGAUUGUCUGGUGGUGGACACGAUUACGCAGCGACUUCCUAUCAAUGAAAUAAGCAAGAGUGACAUAAGAAUACCACGCGGAAUUACAUUAGCUGAUCCACAAUUCAACCAAACCUCGAAGAUAGAUUUGCUGAUAGGAGCGGAGAUAUUUUUCGAUUUAUUAUGUAUCGGCAGAAUAAAGGUAACUGAAAAUCAGCCAACUUGGCAAAAAACAGUUCUUGGUUGGAUUGCCUCAGGAAACUGCAUAACAGGAGAUCAAUACAUGAAGUCUACAGUAUGCAACAUGAGUAUGAACGAUCAAUUGAACGCAAGUCUUAUGAAAUUUUGGCAACUUGAAAGCUGUGAAAGGAUAGCAACGCGAACCCCGGAGGAGCGUGCAUUCGAGAAUCACUUCAUGCAAACCCACAAGAGAGACAGUGAAGGCAGAUUUGUGGUAACAUUGCCGAUCAAGAUGGAUGUAUUGAAGAAUUUGGGUGAAUCCAAAGAGAUUGCGGUGCAACAACUGUACAGCUUGGAGAGGAGACUCAAACGACAACCACAAUUCACAAGGGAAUAUGUAGAAUUCAUGCGGGAGUACCAGAGGUUGGGACAUAUGCGAGAGCUUCAAGAACCCGUAAGUGAUGAAUGGCCAUGCGUAUACCUACCACAUCAUUAUGUUAUUAAAGGAAGCAGUACUACCACGAGACUGAGAGUUGUUUUCAACGCGUCGAGUCCAACUACAAGCGGGGUUUCAUUGAACCAGACUCUCAUGGUAGGACCUGUCGUGCAACCUGACGUCACUGUAAUUUUGAUACGUUUUCGAAUUCCUGCAUGUGCAUUGACGGGUGACAUAGAAAAGAUGUAUCGUCAAAUACGGCUUGACCCAACUCAAACGUCAUUGCAUAGAGUAGUGUGGAGGGAAGAUCCAUCGCAUAAUAUCAAGAUUGGCGAGUUACUUACUUUAACUUAUGGGACAGCCUCAGCAUCAGCCAUAGCUACCGAAUCCUUGGAGCAGUUGGCAAAAUCCAAAAUGGAUAAAUAUCCUAAGGGAGCUAUAGCAGUACUCAAAGGCUUUUACAUGGACGAUUUUGUUUACGGAGAAGACGACGAAGAAGAAGUAUUGAAGAUUCAUAGGCAAGUAACGGCCUUACUUGCUGAAGGAGGUUUCAGAAUUUGCAAAUGGGCAUCCAACAGCAGCGGCGUUCUAAAAGAGAUAUCACAAUCGUCAUCAAAGGAUUACUUACUAGAGUUAGAUAAGGAUGGAGCUGCUAAAACAUUAGGUGUCGUCUGGAAUCCAAGCAAGGAUGUUUUUCUAUACAGAAUAUCAAUUAAAGCGUCUGCUACACAAUCACACACGAAGAGAUCCAUCCUAUCGCAAAUCGCACAAAUAUUCGACCCAUUAGGAUUGUUGGGUCCAGUUAUAAUUACUGCAAAGAUAUUGAUGCAGCGUCUUUGGAAGAUGAAAAUCGACUGGAACGAAACGUUACCCAGGCAGAUUCGUACGGAGUGGUCUACCUACAUCCACGAGCUACAGGACCUAGAGAAAAUCAGCAUACCACGGAAGAUCGUUCAGAGUGGACAAGGCGUUCGUAAAGAAAUCCACGGAUUCUGUGACGCAAGUGAACACGCUUAUGGUGCUUGUGUAUACAUGCGCAGCAUCGGAACGGACGGAGUAGCGGAAGUACAUUUAAUAUGUGCCAAAUCUAGAGUUGCACCCCUUAAAGUACUGUCCACACCAAGACUGGAACUUCAAGGUGCCGAGUUAUUAUCUGAGCUUAUGGAAAAGGUUGCAAACGCCCUGAAAGGGAAAAUCGAGGAGAAAUUUUACUGGACAGACGCAAAAAUAGUGCUGUAUUGGAUUCAGGCCAGCAACAAGAAGCUACCAGUCUUCGUGGCUCACAGAGUAGGCAGUAUUCAAGAAAGAACAGCUGUUGAUAAUUGGAGACAUGUCGGAAGUAAAGAGAACCCGGCAGAUUUGAUUUCACGUGGCAUCAGCGCCAAGGAAUUAAUGCAUUCGCAACUCUGGUGGGAAGGACCGCAAUGGUUACGGUGUAAUGACCUGCCGGAAAGCCAGCAAAAAGUGACGGAAUACGAUGAAAGUCAGCUUGCGAAAAACGACAGAGCAAGAGUAGUUACAGUAGCUAGCUGUCAGGAAACCAGUCCAUUCUACAAAUUUUCUACGUUCACUAAGCUUAUACGGAUAGCAGCCACAUGUUUACGAUUUGUUCAUAAUUGCAAACGGCAAAAACAUUACGGACCAUUGACAGUCGACGAGUUGGAAGAAGCAACUAAAUGUCUAAUACGCAGAGAGCAGGCAAUAACGUUUUCCAAGGACAUACAAGAUUUAACGAGGCAAGGAACUGUAUCCAAUCAAAGCAGCCUAAAGCAUUUGACGCCUUUUAUCGACGAAGAAAACUUAAUUCGAGUAGGUGGCAGACUACAACACGCGAACUUACGGUCGGACGUCAAGCAUCCUUGGUUAUUGCCCCAGCGUUCAAAAAUCACGGAGCUCAUCAUCGAGCACGAACAUCGAAAACACAUGCAUGCUGGUCCGGAAGCCACUUUAGCUGCGAUGCGACUCAGGUAUUGUUCCCCCAAGGCGCGCGGUACCAUCAGAAGAGUUCUUCGGAGAUGUAUAAGAUGCUUUAAGGCUAAGCCGAAAUUUUCGGAACAAUUGAUGGGAGAUCUACCUACUCAUCGUGUAAUACAGUCAAGACCAUUCAGUCAUACUGGUGUAGAUUUUUGCGGACCAAUAUAUGUUCGUGAGGGUUCGCGAAAAAAUGCCAAAAGCGUCAAGGCGUAUGUGGCCGUAUUUGUGUGUAUGGCUACAAAAGCUGUUCACUUGGAGGUGGUGUCAAGCAUGACCACCGACGCCUUCUUAAGCGCCUUCAAAAGAUUCAUUGCGAGAAGAGGCAAACCUUCAGAUGUAUUCUCUGAUAACGGCACCAAUUUCGUUGGAGCAAACCGCGAAUUGGAAGAACUUAGAGACAUAUUCACCAAAGAAGAGCACCAGCAUAAGAUCACAGAAGUCGCUGCUUCAGACCAAAUUAAGUGGCACUUUAUUCCACCUCGGGCUCCUCAUUUCGGCGGACUGUGGGAGGCAACUGUAAAGGCAUUCAAGAGACAUUUCUACAAAGUAGCAGCCGAUACGAAAUUGACAUUCGAGGAAGCAUCUACUCUCGUGAUACAGAUAGAAGCAAUUUUUAAUUCGAGACCUCUGAUAACUGUAUCGUCUGACCCUAAUGAUCUUAGUUAUGUUUCAGCGGGGCAUUUUCUCAUAGGCGACACAAUAACGUCUUAUCCAGAGCCUGAUGUAACUCAAUUAAAAGUUAACCGCCUAUCACGUUGGCAGCAUCUGGAGCAAAUGAGGCAGCAUUUCUGGAGACGAUGGUCCAAUGAGUACUUACUCCAGCUUCAAAAUCGAACAAAGUGGUGUUCGAAUCGUGGCCCAGCGCUCAAGGUUGGUCAACUGGUCAUUUGUCGAGAGGAUGGUUUACCGCCAUUGAAGUGGGUUCUUGGGCGAGUCCAAGAAACAUGCCCAGGGGCUGAUGGAGUGGUGCGCACGGCUGUUAUUAAGACAUCAACAAAAUCUUUCAAACGCCCAGCAGCUAAAUUGGCAAUACUGCCAUUAGAAGAAGAUUUGGACAACACGACAGACUGA
This is a messenger RNA of Temnothorax curvispinosus, 5043 nucleotides long. RefSeq lists its product as uncharacterized. Gene Ontology annotation, biological process: DNA integration. The record is from RefSeq and is a predicted model, not a curated record. Gene Ontology annotation, molecular function: nucleic acid binding. The coding region runs from base 1 to 5043 and encodes 1680 amino acids. The transcript is spliced from 2 exons. NCBI's taxonomy places the organism in Eukaryota, Metazoa, Arthropoda, Insecta, Hymenoptera, Formicidae.